This is a messenger RNA of Acanthoscelides obtectus, 263 nucleotides long. The record is from the annotation of a GenBank genome assembly. NCBI's taxonomy places the organism in Eukaryota, Metazoa, Arthropoda, Insecta, Coleoptera, Chrysomelidae.
AACUCUUAAAACUGUCAAUAUGGCGUCGGCAAACAACAAAUUUGAUGGUGUUUUCCAAAGUUUAAUGAAAAAUAGUUCAAUGGAACAGUGUUGUGACAAUAAUAACGUGAAUUUAGCUGUGACUGACUCAAGCAAUUCAAUUUUUAAAGCGAAUUUCGAUCGAAAACUUGUUGAAUAUGACGAACAGCAUCAAGGAUCGCAUAGGAAAGGUUAGACAGCAGAAAGAAUUUUGGAGGUUAUGAACGACAUAAAAAAGCUAAGGG